CUCAUCCAUACAACCACACUUAGGUGAGUUUGGUCUCUUUUGCAGUUUUUGUAUAGAACAAAUUAUUUAUUCUUUUCCAACAAAAGAAUUAUUUAUUCUCCACGUUUUCAACAAAGGCUAUUUUUAACUAUAAAGUGUAGAUCAAUACUUCCUAUAAAAAGAAACACCAAACAGCACAAUAGUUGAAGUGCAAACAAUGGAUAGUAAGCUAUCAUCAGCAUCCUCAAAAGAAGAACAAAGCUUGAGUAGUGGAAGAAAGCAUGGUGGUUGGAUAAGUUUCCCCUUCUUCAUUGGUAUGGUAGGUGGAUUUUCACUGGCAAAUGCAGGAAUUGUGGGAAAUUUGAUAGUAUAUCUUAUAAGAGAAUUCAAUAUAAAAAGCAUCAAUGCUGCUCAGAUUGUAAACGUUGUUUCAGGAAGCACCAAUUUAAUUCCACUAGUUGCUGCAAUUGUUGCUGAUUCUUUCUUUGGUUCUUUCUCUGUUGCCUUUGCUUCUUCUUGUGUUGCUUUGCUGGGAACAAUAAUUUUAUUUUUGACAUCAACAAUCAAUUCCUUAAAGCCUAAUCCAUGUAGCAAUGAUUCAUCCAUCAUAUGUAAACCACCAACAGGAAUCCAAUAUACAGUUCUAUACAUAAGCAUAGUGCUAAUAUCAAUUGGUUUUGGUGGUUCACGUUUCACAGCAGCAUCAUUAGGAGCAAAUCAAUUUGACAAACCAGAACAUCAAGGAACAUUCUUUAACUGGUUUUUUUUCACAUUCUAUGUUGCUUCUGGAGUUGCAUUAACUGGAGUUGUUUAUCUUGAAGAUAAUUUGGGUUGGGCUUUGGGAUUUGGUAUAUGUGCUUUGGCUACUUUUGUUGGCACGGUUGUUUUUUUGUUAGGCUAUCGUUUUUAUCGGGUGGAUGAGUUGCGAGGAAGUGCGGUUUUGGAUUUGGGCCGUGUUUUUGUUGCAUCUAUUCGUAAGUGGAAGUGUAAUCUCUCGUCUAGAGUAGAAGAUUACUACACUAAUACUACUACUAGUCAUGAUGUUAUGGUUCAAAUGUUGCCUCCGGCUACACUCGGAAAAAGAUUCAGGUUCUUCAACCGUGCAGCUUUGAUAACUGAUGCAGACUUACAAUCGGAUGGUUCAAUCAAGAAAUCAUCAUGGAGGCUAUGCACAAUUCAACAAGUGGAAGAUUUAAAAAAAAUAAUUGGAAUCUUACCACUAUGGACUUCAAGUAUCUUCCUAGCAACUCCAAUAGCAAUCCAAAGUAGCUUGACAGUACUUCAAGCUUUAGUCAUGGAUCGUUCUUUAGGAUCUCAUUUCAAAAUCCCACCUGGUUCUGUUCUUGUUAUAGUCUUAAUAUCAACAUCCAUUUUCCUCACCAUUGUUGACAGGGUGUUAUUGCCAGGUUGGCAUAAGGUUACUGGAAAAUCGCCUAUGCCGCUCCAACGAAUAGGAGUAGGACAUGUGUUUAAUGUUCUUAGCAUGGUUGUUUCUGCCCUUGUUGAAUCAAAGAGACUCAAAUUAGCACAUAGGCAUGUGGACAUGUCUGUGUUAUGGUUGUUUCCACAGUUAGUGUUGGUUGGUAUUGGAGAAGCAUUUCAUUUUCCUGGACAAGUUACAUUCUACUACCAACAAUUUCCACAAUCACUUAGGAGCACAUCAACUGCAAUGAUCUCAAUGCUUAUAGGAAUUGCUUUUUACCUGAGCACUGCUUUAAUCGAUCAAGUUCGUCGGAGUACGCAUUGGCUACCUGAUGAUAUAAAUCAUGGGAAGGUAGAUAAUGUGUACUGGAUGUUAGUCUUGUUUGGGGGUAUCAACUUUGUGUAUUACUUAUUGUGUUCUGCUUUUUACAAGUAUGAUAAUGUUUAAGAGGAAUGUGAUGAUAUGAUAAAUGUUAUCACUGACACUGUUAUGGUUGGAAUAAGUAAUAAUGAUAAUUAGUUCUUCUCUCCUACAUUCUAUGAAAAAUAUUAUUCAUGACAUACAUUGCAUCUGCACCAAUAGUAUCACUAGUAUCGGUCAUAUUUCUGGAGUAGUUACUCAUAUAUAAGAAUAAUUUCAUGUGACAAUAGCUUUUUACAAGUAAAAUAUUUCACAGGUUCAA
Molecule: messenger RNA, 2084 nt
Organism: Trifolium pratense (red clover)
Lineage: Eukaryota; Viridiplantae; Streptophyta; Magnoliopsida; Fabales; Fabaceae
Product: protein NRT1/ PTR FAMILY 2.6-like
Exons: 4
Coding region: 197-1849 (550 amino acids)
Biological process (GO): transmembrane transport
Cellular component (GO): plasma membrane
Molecular function (GO): transmembrane transporter activity
Source: RefSeq, a predicted model, not a curated record